AAGAAAUGCGAAGGUGUCCUGCAGCCAGAGUCCCGGUCAUUCGCCGUGGACCCCCAGAUUACCUCCCUGGAUGUUCUUCAGCAUAUAUUGACCCGGGCCUUUGAUUUAAAUGGGAAGAACUUUGGGAUCAGUUACCUUGGCCGUGACAAGCAAGGGCAUGAAAACUACCUGUCACUCAUGUCCGACUGGGACUUGGGAACAGCAUUCGCCAGCGCCUCCAAACCAUACCUACAGCUGAAGCUGGACAUCAAGCCAUCUGAGGACAGUCCUCUCCUGGAAGACUGGGACAUCAUCAGCCCUAAAGAUGUAAUUGGAACCGACUUAUUUCUUGUGGACAAGCGUUCAUUCACAGCCGCUCUACCCUUUACUCAGUCCUUACUGUCCCAGGUGGGUCGUACAAUUUCUCGUAUGCAACAGGCACUGAGCUGGACGUAUGGUGAGGAUGUGAAACCUUUUAAGCCACCGCUCAGUGAUGUGGAAUUCCACACAUACCUGAACCAUGAAGGACAGCUGACCCGUCCAGAAGAGCUUCGCCUUCGCAUAUACCAUGGUGGUGUAGAGCCCUCGCUGAGAAAGGUCGUCUGGCGUUACUUGCUCAACGUGUACCCAGAUGGGCUAACUGGACAGGAACGCAUGGAUUACAUGAAGAGUAAAACUCGGGAGUAUUAUCAGCUGAAGAGUGAGUGGAGAGAGAGGUGCAGCCAGGAGGACCUGGAGUUCAUUCAGGGUAACGUAAUGAAGGAUGUUCUCCGAACAGACCGCACUCACCCAUAUUACUCUGGUUCAGAGGAUAAUCCUCAUCUACAGGCCCUGCACGACCUGCUUACCACCUAUGCCGUUACCCACCCACAGGUGUCUUACUGCCAAGGUAUGAGUGAUAUCGCAUCGCCUAUCUUAGCAGUCAUGGACAACGAGGCUCAUGCCUUCAUCUGCUUCUGUGGCAUUAUGAAGAGGCUUGAGGGCAAUUUCCGCAUGGAUGGUGAGUGCAUGUCUGUGAAGUUCUCCCAUCUCAAACUUCUAUUGCGUUACUCUGACCCAGAAUUCAACACCUACCUAAUGUCGCGUGGUGCUGAUGACCUCUUCUUCUGUUAUCGUUGGCUGCUGCUAGAACUUAAAAGGGAGUUUGCCUUUGAGGAUGCCUUGAGAAUGCUAGAGGUCAUGUGGAGCUCUUUACCUCCAGAUCCUCCAGAGAAAGAGGUGGAACUGGUGGGGCCCCCCUGCGCACCAGGGGAGUGUCGGAAAAACACGCGGAAAAGGCACAUGAUGAGGCCGGACCGUGGCCUGAGCCCAGAUGAAGAGGCGAAUGAAGUGGUAGAGAAAGAAGUGGAGGAGAUUGUGGAAAGCAAAGAACCUGUUGCACUGGAGGGAUCUCCAGCAUUGAUAUGUCCUUUUUUGAAACAGGCUAGCUUCGGGGAAUUCAAAUGUUAUGAGGAGAAUGAAACACGGUCAAGUUUUGAGACUGAUGAUCUAGCAAGUCCUACCUUGCAGGUCAGACAAUCCAUAGAGGAGGAGGAGGAGGAUGAGGAACGGUUAUGGGAACAGGAACCCCUUAUAGGACCAUCUGAUUCCCUUAGUGUCACCAAAUCCAUAUCUGCUCUUUCUUUGACCUCUUGCUCCCCCACAUCACAGAGCUCAACAUCUCUUGAAAAUGCGGACCAAGCUGGUGAAACCUCUGCUGCUAAGCCUGAAGAUGAGGUUGUGCCAGAAGCUGAACAGACUGUGGCCACUUCCCCGGCCCCUAUCAGCCUUCCCCCGCCCCAGGAGUUUGGGCGCGGAAAUCCUUUCAUGCUGUUUUUAUGCCUUUCCAUCUUGCUGGAACACCGCGAGCAGAUCAUGAAACAAAACAUGGGUUAUGACGAGCUGGCGAUGCACUUUAAUCGCUUAGUCAGGAGGCACAACCUGAACCGUGUGCUGCACCGCGCCAAAGCUCUCUUUGCGGACUACCUACAGUCCAAGGUAUGGGAUUCCGAGGAGGGAGAUGAGGCCGCAGCAGAAUCACCUGUCAUUUCCUGA
This is a messenger RNA of Staurois parvus, 2013 nucleotides long. The record is from the annotation of a GenBank genome assembly. NCBI's taxonomy places the organism in Eukaryota, Metazoa, Chordata, Amphibia, Anura, Ranidae.